Messenger RNA from Physeter macrocephalus (sperm whale), 421 nucleotides. Its product is annotated as mitochondrial import inner membrane translocase subunit TIM14-like. The transcript has a single exon. NCBI's taxonomy places the organism in Eukaryota, Metazoa, Chordata, Mammalia, Artiodactyla, Physeteridae. The coding region runs from base 39 to 320 and encodes 93 amino acids. Gene Ontology annotation, biological process: protein import into mitochondrial matrix. Gene Ontology annotation, molecular function: ATPase activator activity. Gene Ontology annotation, cellular component: PAM complex, Tim23 associated import motor. The record is from RefSeq and is a predicted model, not a curated record.
AUUUGCAGGCCAUGACGCUUUGCAAGCCAUGAAGCAUUAUGGAGCCUCAAGUAAAACAAGUUUUUCAAAGUCUACCAAAAUCUGCCUUCAGUGGUGGCUAUUACGGAGGUGGGUUUGAACCCAAAAUGACAAAACGGGAAGCAGCAUUAAUACUAGGUGUAAGCCCUACUGCCAAUAAGGGAAAAAUAAGAGAUGCUCAUCAACGAAUUAUGCUUUUAAAUCACCCAGACAAGGGAGGAUCUCCUUAUAUAGCAGCCAAAAUCAAUGAAGAUAAAGAUUUACUAGAAGGUCAAGCUAAAAAAAAUGAAGUAAAUAUAUGAUGAAUUUUAAGUUCUUACUCAUUUAUGUAUAUGAGUACCAGCUUUUUAUAAUAGAAUGCCUCAAAGCUACACAUUUUAAAAAUUAGCAUAAGCUAAAUCAA